Cordyceps militaris CM01 is the source of this 816-nucleotide messenger RNA. RefSeq names its product enoyl-CoA hydratase/isomerase family protein. Lineage: Eukaryota; Fungi; Ascomycota; Sordariomycetes; Hypocreales; Cordycipitaceae. The coding region runs from base 1 to 816 and encodes 271 amino acids. The transcript has a single exon. Gene Ontology annotation, molecular function: catalytic activity. The record is from RefSeq and is a predicted model, not a curated record.
AUGGAAAGUAACACGGUCCUAUAUGAGCCGACUGACGAGGGCAUCACAACAAUCACCAUUAACCGCCCUUCCGUCCGAAACGCCGUCAACCACGCCACAUCCCUCCAGCUCGCGGCGGCCUUUGAACGGUUUGAAAGCGACAGCACCCAAAAGGUAUGCAUCCUGACCGGCGCCGGCACCGACUUCUGCGCCGGCUAUGACCUGCACGAGGUCGCGCGCAGCAGCACCGACGGGCCCCUCGCCGCCCGCCCCGUCGACGCGCUCAACGGCGGCGCGCCGGGCCCCAUGGGCCCCUCGCGGAUGCAGCUCAGCAAGCCCGUCAUCGCGGCGGUCAGCGGGCACGCCGUGGCCGGGGGUCUGGAGCUGGCGCUGCUGGCGGACCUGCGCGUGGCCGACGCCACGGCCGUGUUUGGCGUCUUUUGCCGGCGCUUUGGCGUGCCGCUCAUUGACGGGGGCACGGUGCGCCUCGCGCGCGUCGUCGGCCACGGCCGCGCCCUCGACAUGAUCCUCACCGGCCGCGCCGUGGCCGCGCCCGAGGCGCUCGCGUGGGGGCUGGCGAACCGCGUCGUCGACGAGGGCGCGCUCGAGGCCGCGCGCGCGCUCGCCCGCGAACUGCUCGGAUUUCCCCAGCUGUGCAUGCGCGCGGACCUGGCGUCGGCGCGGUACGCCGCGUACGAGGCCCGCGGGAUCCAGGAUGCGCUGCGUUUUGAAUUUGAGAAUGGUGCGCGCGUCGUGGCGCUGGAAAGUGUGCAGGGCGCGCAGAGAUUUGACAAGGGCGUCGGCCGGGGAGGCAAGUUUGACAAGGCAAAGUUAUGA